AUGGCAUUGAAUGUCUUUCUUCUCCAUGUUAUUUUACUAAUUCUUAGCUCAGUAACAAUCAUUGAGGCUGAAAUGAUGUUCAGCAACGAUAACAGUUCAUCCCUUAACCGGAGUAGUUUCCCAGAAGGUUUUAUUUUUGGGACAGCAUCAUCUGCUUACCAGUAUGAAGGGGCAGCAAAUGACGGUGGCAGAGGACCAAGUAUAUGGGAUACUUUCACUCAUAAUUAUCCAGGUAAGAUAGAUGACAGAAGUAGCGGAGACGUAGCCAUCGAUGAAUACCAUCGUUAUAAGGAAGAUGUUGAGAUCAUGAAGAACAUAAACGUGGAUGCUUAUAGAUUCUCUAUCUCUUGGUCCAGAAUAUUGCCAAAGGGAAAACUUGGCGGAGGUGUGAACAACGAAGGAAUCAACUAUUACAACAACCUCAUCAAUGAACUCCUAGCCAAAGAUAUUCAACCCUUUGUGACAAUUUUUCAUUGGGACCUUCCUCAGGCAUUAGAAGAUGAAUAUGGUGGCUUUCUAAGCCAUAAAAUAGUGAAUGAUUUUAGGGACUAUGCAGAGCUAUGCUUUAAGGAAUUUGGAGACAGGAUAAAGCAUUGGAUUACAUUGAAUGAGCCAUGGACCUUCAGCCAACAUGGCUAUGCUGAAGGGAAGAAAGCACCUGGACGAUGUUCACCAUGGCAAAACCUAAAUUGCAUUGGUGGUGAUUCUGCCACUGAACCCUAUCUAGUGGCUCACAAUCAGUUACUUGCUCAUGCAGCUGCUGUCAAUGUCUACAAGACUAAGUAUCAGCCAUCUCAAAAGGGUUGGAUAGGGAUAUCACUACUGUGCCACUGGAUGGUGCCAUUCUAUGAUACAGAAUCGGAUCAUCGUGCUGCACAAAGAGCCCUUGAUUUCAUGUUUGGAUGGUUUAUGGAGCCAUUGACAAUAGGAGAUUACCCAAGUUCAAUGCGGUCUCUGGUGGGGAGCAGACUACCAAAGUUCUCUACAUAUCAAGGCAGGCUUGUAAAAGGGUCCUUUGAUUUUAUUGGAUUAAAUCACUACACUUCCUAUUAUGCUACCAAUGCACCUGAAUUAAGUCAAACCAGGCCUAGCUACCUUACGGAUUCUCUUGUUAUUCUCACACAGGAGCGUAACGGGAUACCUAUUGGUCCAAAGGCUGCUUCAAAAUGGUUGUAUGUUUAUCCAAAAGGAAUUCGGGAAAUGCUGCUCUAUACAAAAACAAAGUACAACAACCCUUUGAUUUACAUCACUGAAAAUGGAAUGGAUGAGUUCAAUGAUUCAACACUCUCGCUUGAGGAAGCCCUUGCAGAUACACACAGGAUUGAUUACUAUUAUGAUCAUCUCUAUUAUCUUCAAAUUGCAAUCAAGGAUGGCGUGAAUUUGAAAGGAUAUUUUGCAUGGUCAUUGAUUGAUAACUUCGAAUGGAGUUCAGGCUACACUGUGAGAUUUGGAAUUAUCUUUGUAGAUUACAAAAAUGGCCUCACAAGACAUCCAAAACUAUCAGCCAUCUGGUUUAGGAAUUUCCUACAACACAAAAUAACUACAUAUGGUGAUUUGCGCUAA
Gastrolobium bilobum is the source of this 1563-nucleotide messenger RNA. Its product is annotated as beta-glucosidase 12-like. The record is from RefSeq and is a predicted model, not a curated record. The transcript has 13 exons. Gene Ontology annotation, biological process: carbohydrate metabolic process. Bases 1 to 1563 code for a protein of 520 amino acids. Lineage: Eukaryota; Viridiplantae; Streptophyta; Magnoliopsida; Fabales; Fabaceae. Gene Ontology annotation, molecular function: beta-glucosidase activity.